UGAAACAGAUACCCUCGGCUGCAUUAUAAUAGCGUCUUGCUUUAUAUUACAAUACAUUUUUUUCUUUGUUUUAAGGGAGCAAUUCACACAGUAUUUUAAUUUGUUAACAUAACGGAUUAUGCGAAAAUAUUACGAUUUGGAAAUAGCGUUGUUCGGAUGGAUAUUUGUGUGUUUUUAUUAAAUUUUAUGUUAUAAUUAGGGGAUUUAUUUUCUGUGAGUGAAUCGACCAAUUUAUUCAAGGGCCCACCUGUGGUAUAACUCGAUGAUUGGAAGUGCUUCAAACGAACAUACCUGUGUUGCAUGGUAAAACAGAAACAUCUUUUUAUUUUUGAAAAAAAGUUCUGGCAUCGGAAAGGACAUAAAUUAAUUAGUUGACCUUGUUUUACUUUGACAGAUACAGUGUUUGUUGUUUUUUCUAGGCACGGAAUUAUAGUUGCGUGUGGUUUCGGAUGUGAUUACGGAAUAUAACUGACAGUAAAAGUGUGGUUGUUGGUUUUCUUUCACGAAAUUGACACAAGUGUAUGCUGAAGAUUUUUUGACUUGUCUCCUUCAAACAAGCGAGUGUAAAAGAGUUGUCGUAGGUAUUUCUUUCAAGACAUUGACACUUGUGGAUGCUGAAAACAUUUUGACUUGUCCCAUACAAUCAAGAGGGGAACCACAGACAUCAUCAACCGUAUACAGGCACAACUUGAAUAAAAUGCAACACUGACAUAAUCGUUCACAGUUUCAGACAACUGCAAGAGAACAAAUAUCCAGAUGUCAUCAGAAAGGAGGCAUGCGCCAAGGUGAAUUCUCCAUUUCAUUGAAAUUGGUUGUGUAUGCUUAAAUCUAUGUUCGUCUGAGAAAGAUAAAAGCUAAAAAGAGCUCUGUCACAUAAGGUAGCUUACAGAGUGUUGUUAAUCGCGACUGGAAUGCUAAACUGAAGCGUAUUGGAUGAAAACUCUGAGAAAUGACAAGACUUCUAUCGAUAAAAGAACAGUUUCAAAAUAUUGUUUGGGGAAAACUCGCACAAUAUUAAUUACAGCUCGACAGUUAUGUGAGUUUAUGAGGGGAGAAUGUAUUAUUUCCAAAUUAUGUGUUUAUUGAGUGCUUAUGGGUGCCAAUUAAAAGGCAACUAGUGGUACAUAGCUUGUUUGGAAUAAUUACUGGAAAAAAUAUUUCUGAUAUAAUAAUUGCCAAAAUUGUGUUUGAAAUAUUAGACGAAAAUGUUAUGAAAUUUGAUUUAAAAAGGUGACUUAUAGGUGAGAAAAAUAAAAUUAGCAAACAAAGUAUAAAAAAAAACAGUGAAACUUUUGGAAAACAUAGUAUACUGUAUAAAAACAAAUAUUUAAUGGCAUACGUAUAAUCCGUAAAUGCAAUUCAUUUAUCUUUGAAUGAGUGAAUGAAAGAAAAUAUAUUACAAGAUAAAAAAUAUUUAUAUAUCUAAAUGGAGUAUAGUGAGAUUUUAUCUUAUGACCCUGUCAAAUCUAACAAUACUGCGACCAGUAAUACAAAAACGCUUUGAUAAAUCGUUUAAUUGUGAAACAAAAGAAUAGUUUUGUGUAUCUUAAACACUAAUAACUAAUCGAUUUUGGUCAGAUAUUGAAUGUAUAACAGAUAUGGGCUGCAAAAGGUAUCAAUGCUAUUGGGAAAAUAUCGUCAGUUAAACAGUGGUGCUUUACAUGUGAACAUAGAUCGAAGGCGGUUUACAAUGACAUAUUAUUUGCCAUUGUGAUAUUUGAAUAUAUUAAUAGUGUCUUAAACGGCUAUUUAAAAACAAUGUGAUUUAAUAUUCAUCUGGACGUGUAUAGUUGGAAUAUUUUGUAAACGAGAAAAAAAAACAAAAAAAAAACAACUGAUAUACUGAUAGAAAAAAGUGUUAAAAAUACGAUAAGUGUAGAAAAUAGAGAAGGAUUAAGUAGAAUGCGUGGAAUUAACCUAAUAUGAUGUAAACUCUGAUUUCAUCGGAUGUUUAGUAGUUUUAUAUAUUAGAUAAUCUGUGUGAUAAAAGAACUUGUUGGACUUAUAAACAUGGAUAAUACAAGCCUUCCAGUUACGAACGUCACGGUGAUGUGCCCUCAUUUGGUUGUAAAUAGUACUCCACCAGGGUACUGUGAACCAUUUUUUGACCAGAUAUCAUGUUGGCCAGCAAUCCCUGCAAAUACUACAGCACAACAAAUAUGUCCAUUUCAGACGGAUGUUGACGUAACCUUACGAGCGUACAGAUAUUGUCCUGUCAAUGCAUCAUGGGAAAAUGGCAAGUCUGAUUACACAUCGUGUAUUAUUUACGAAACUUCAACUACAUAUCCAAUAGGUAUACAGCUAGCGGAGACAUUGAGAGACAUAUAUUUUAUACUCAGCCUUGUAUCGUUAGUUCUACUACUCGUCACCAUUUUCAUCUUCCAGUACUUCAGGUCUUUAAAUUGCAGUCGAAUAUCAAUCCACAAACAUUUGGUUGUGUCAUUUAUUUUCCGUUUUGUUGCUAACAUAGUCAUUACUGAGCCAUUUAUUUCCGGUCGUACAACGUCAUACAGAAAUUUCGACUGGCUUUGUAAAACUGUAACAGCUCUCUCCCAGUAUACAACGCUAGCAAACGUAUUUUGGAUGUUUGUGGAGGGUUUCUUUCUCCACCAUAGCUUAGUUUUGGGUGUAUUCAGUACACAAGCUCCGUUCAAAUUAUUCUAUUUUAUCGGUUGGGGUUUACCGGGACUCCUAACACUUGUAUGGGGUCUUGUGUUACAUUUUGUACACGACUCAUACUGUUGGAGUGAUUACUCUCAACUAAAUGUAUAUUACAUCAUCACAGUACCAUUUAUUAUCGCCCUUGUUGUAAAUCUUGUGUUUCUUGUCAACAUUAUCCGAGUUCUUGUUUCAAAACUUCGAGCAAAUAAUCAUAUAGAAUCAGCAAAUAUCAGAAAAGCAAUAAAAGCCACAGUGGUUUUAAUGCCAUUACUAGGGAUCACAAAUCUACUGUUUGUGAUGAGCCCAAGUAAAAAGGGAUCAUUAAAGGAUGCAUAUCACGUAGUGAAUGCUGUCCUUCAUUCGUCACAGGGUAUAUUAGUGGCGAUUCUGUACUGCUUUUUAAAUGGAGAGGUAAGACGUGUAAUUAAACAGAAGUGGUACCGAUUUAGAAUCCGCCACGGUCGGCAUCCUUCCGGGAGAAGACGAAGUUCAAGGACGUCGUCUUUCUUCUUACCUACCGGGACUGAGGAUGACGAUCUCUCGGAAACGCCGAAUCCACAGGCGAACGAAGUGGAACAAGACAGACUGCUACAAGCAAAUCUCGCUUUAAAAAGCGAAACGAUAGAAAACAACACUACAGCAAACCACGUGAUAACAAAUGGCAACACCGUUGACACGUCGAGUACGACGCAAGCGUUUAUUAAACGGAACAAUAACAAUGGCACCGUGCAUUUUGACUUUGGGUAUAAUGUGGAACGGGAAACAGUAUUAUAAUUAGGUGGAAAUUAUAUACAAGUGUAUAAAUUUGUGCAUAAUGUGAACAGACUUCAUGAACAAAGAAGAUAUUCGCAAGUGCCUGUGGAUUGAAUGUGAUUCAAAGAAAGUGCUUAACCAAAUAGUAAUGUUUUAUAAACAUGCUAAAAUAUGUAUGUUUUAUAUUUAUAAAAAGGAUGAUGAAUAUCAUUCUCCUUAUUGUGAUUUCUAUAUUUUUGUAUAUGUCUCGUACAUUUAUUCUCCUCCGUGGUUACUUAUUUCCAACCAUUUUAUUUCAUUUUGUUAUGGAGUUGAAUCUCACUUAUUAAAGACAUUGAUUUUUUCUUUAAAUUUGUGGAGCAAAUAUUAACUUAACGUACAAAAGCAAGGUUAUUGGGGCAUCAUUUUUGUCAAUCAGUCAUUAAGUUUCUACCUUUGAAGUGGUCAACCCACUUAACACCGUUUAAUAGUCUUGUGCAGAUAUAUAAAAUAAAAUAAAAUGAAAUCCCUUAAGAACGCCGGAAACGACAAAAUUAAAAAUGUAGCAGGCUCGGUUUGAUUGAGCCUGUUCAUGGACGGUACUGGAAGGUGCAAGUUACCUUCCAAGCCCCCUAGCACUGCCUUAGGCAGAGUUCAAAAUUAAACACGAAAACAGAGAGAUCUUUAUUCUAUUCAUAAAAACUCAAAGCCAUGUUAUAGAUACAUAUCCCUGCCAAGUAACACAACCUUAGGCUAUUUUUGAUAGAAAUUCAUAACGACAAUAAUAUGUUUCUGAAAACCUCUUUCGGUUCCAGGGGUUAAGCCGUAGGAAAGUGCUAUUGUGUUUAAUUAAUUUUGUUUUAAACAGUUAUGUUUUAGUGCCUAUCCUUUUAAUUAUUUGUAAAUUGAAGAGUUAUUUCUCCCUCCAUUAUUCUAUCAAUAAUACGUAAUUCCGUCCUCUAUUAUUUUCAUAUAUGAUACAUGUUAAGCACUUGGGUAUUGAAACAAUAAACUAACUUAGUACUAUUCUCAAUAUAGAUUUUGAUUAUAUAGAAAUAAUUCAAUCUUUGUAAACUUUUAUAAAAUAUAAAGGUAUUCAGUUAUAAUUCUACCACCAUGUUAAACAAAAUUUGGAUGUUCGUAAACAUUGAACAUGAAUGUAAUGUUUUUGUUUUUAAAUAAUAUUUUCAUUGUUAAUAGCAAAUGCAAACAUUUGUUUGUCAUUUACGUAUGUAAACUCCUCGCAUGUUUCAUAUAAUUUAUAUUUUAAUACCAAAGCAAGCAGUGAUUGUUGCAAACGAUGUAUAUUAUUUGUUAUAAAUUAAAUUAUACUAUCUCUUCUUUGUGUCAAUUAAUAUGAAUGAGUGUACAUAUUGAAUUUACGCAUUAAAAAAUGAAAAUCAUAUUGAAGAAAAUAUUGUAAAUAAACUUGAAAACAAA
Ruditapes philippinarum (Manila clam) is the source of this 4833-nucleotide messenger RNA. RefSeq names its product corticotropin-releasing factor receptor 2-like. Gene Ontology annotation, biological process: adenylate cyclase-modulating G protein-coupled receptor signaling pathway; cell surface receptor signaling pathway. Gene Ontology annotation, cellular component: plasma membrane. NCBI's taxonomy places the organism in Eukaryota, Metazoa, Mollusca, Bivalvia, Venerida, Veneridae. The record is from RefSeq and is a predicted model, not a curated record. Gene Ontology annotation, molecular function: G protein-coupled peptide receptor activity. The transcript is spliced from 17 exons. Bases 2011 to 3435 code for a protein of 474 amino acids.